GGGCGAUGGACGGCGAGAGCGAAGGCGCGGAUUGGCCGCUCGCGCCUCGACGGCUCCGUCCCCGAACCCCCCGUCCCCGCUGCUACCUGUUUGAUGCGGGGCGUCUCUCGCGCGCGCCUUAAAGUGGUGCUGCUGCUGGUGCUGGAGGGCAGGUGUCGGGGGCGAAGAGAGAGGAAAAGGAAGGAGGCGGCGAGGCGAAACGGAAAAGCGCGCGCUGCUCUGCUCUGCUGAGAGACACGAAGCGCGGAGCCCGCCCGGACUUGGCAUGGAGAAGCUCCUGCUCCUGCUCUUGACCCUGCGCCUGGGCAGCUGAACAAUUGCCGGCAUGGUGAAGUGGUUUCAGCAUUGGGCUAGGACUCUGAAGACCAGGGUCUAAAUCUUGGGCAAGUUGCAUGUUUACAGCCUACGAGAAAGGCAAAUCAUCUCUAAACAGAUCUUGCCAAGAAAACCAUUAGUUGGAAAUGACUAGAAGUCACAAAAUAUGUUUUAUAAUGCAAUGAUAUUUUUGCUUUUUGAUGGUUCAAUAUGUGUAAGCUUUGUUUCAUGCACAAUUUGUAUGUAAAAUUACCACCAGACUUUGUGUAUAAGGUGUGAUACUCAACUUGUACAAAACAAGCAAAAUUUAGCACAGUUGUUACAUUUUGGUAAAUAUUGUUAGUUAUGAAUGAUGUCCUCCAUUUGCUGAGACCUUGCUAUUAAGUAGCAAGCAGUCAUUUUAAAACAUUUGUCCAAUAUAUUGCACAGUGAAAAACACUGGAGGUAUGAACUGAGGAUACAGUGUUUCUAUCAGAUUAAAGAGAUGUGUAUGACAUUUUUUCUUUCCCUAGCUCAGUUUUUUGUGGGCUUAAUUUGAAUGGAGGAGAGGUAAAGCAAGGUGUCAGAUAAACAGAAGGGCAUUUCUAAAAAUGUGGUCAUGCUGAUUUUUUCCCUUUGAAGAAUUACACAUUUAUUAUUGCUUUCAUGGCCUACACAGAGAGAGAUUUAUACCUAUCUGCCUCACUAUAGUGCCAUGACUAAGAAAGCUAGACACUAUGAAUACUGAAAGGGCCCUGAAGGUGGGCAUUUCAAGAUUAUUUUGCUAAUGCACUAAGUACUGUUAAUUAAUUAAAAUCUACCUAUAACCUGUUAGACUUUAUUAUAGGCUUGUCUACACUGGUCCUAUGCCCUGGGUCCAAUCAGAAGUCACUCCUGUGUAUCCAAAUGAGACUCAAGGACAUCUGGUUGGUAAUGCAUUGUGAAAUGAAUUAACUCAGUUUUACCUCAUGAUAGAAGCCAAGGAAUGCCUCGCACAUUAGGGAAGUGUGGAGAACUGGACUAGCUCUAAUUAGAACUAGUUCCACACAGUCAGGUGCCACCACACCCUUUUCCCAGAUCUGUAGAGUACAGGAAAAUGCAGACAAAUUGGGACCAUGCUGUCUCUGUCACAGUGGCAGAUGACUUAGAGCUCCAGAAAGCUCCUAACCAUCUCUGAAUGCUUUUGCUGAUGUCAAAAGGUGACCGUGUGAUCAAGGAAAAGAUAGGGGAUCCCCUCUUUCUCCUUAGUUAUGCAAGUGCCUUUGCAGUAAAGGUGCCUGGUAGUGACCAGGAGCUCUCUGGAGCUCUGCAUCAGCUGCCACAACAACAGUGACAACAGUCCAGGUAAGGUUGAGAGUCCAGAGAGGCCAAACCAGGCUCAGCCUGACUAGACAAAAGUUGCAAAGCAUGUAAACAACUGUUGAAUCCAGGGCCAGUCCAAAGCAGCAGUGACCAUGCAGAUGAGCCCUGCAUGAUUGGAUAACAAUUUGUCACUAGGCUAUUAGAUGGCAGAGAGUAGACUCUUCAGAGUAAACGAUUUAUUGAGGAUUCAGAUGUGUUCUUAGAAGUAAAGUGUCUCCUCAUGAGGGAGAAGCUAUGAGUUCUUAAUAUUUGCAUGUACAUAUGGCAGAGGUCAGUGCUACAAAAACCUUCACUUUUUGUUUCUCCAAACAUUAUGCUAUAUGAACAAGUUCUUAACUUUAUUUUUGUACCCCACCUCCAUCUCCUGGAAGUGACUUGGGGUGGCUAGCAUGGGGCCAAGCCCACGUAAACACAAAAUAGCAAAAAAAGAGAACAUAAUAAAACAUAACUUAAAAACAAAACCAAGGUUACAAGAACGAGCUGAGCCAAAGUGCAAGAGUGUAAGUUGUAAACCCAAUGGGUGAGGCAGAUGGGUAAAGUGCUGUGUUUAAGAGAGGGCUAGGAGUGAAAGAUAAAGUUAUUUCUGGCUGAUGGAGCAGAAUAAGAUACAUCAGACAUUGUGAUUGUUAUUGAGGGGGAUUCAUUAAUCAGACUUCAAAGGCACACUGAAAAAGCCAAAUUUUUAGAUUUUUCCUGAAGGCUGACAAGGAGGGUGCUUGCCUAAUCUCCCUGGGGAGAGAGUUUCAGAGCUGAGGGACCACCACGGAGAAGGCCCUCUCCCUCGUCCCCACAAGCUGUGCUUGUGACAGAAGCAGAAGAGAGAGGAGGAUCUCCCCAGAAGAUCGAAGAGAUUGUGUAGGUUUGUAGGAGGAAAUGCUAUCAUGAAUAUAGGCAGGUCCCGAACCGUUUAGAGUUUUGUAGGUAAUUGGCAGCCAAUGAAGCUCCUUAAACAGGAGGAUUGACUGUUUUGGUUAGUAGUCUGGCUGCCGAACGCUGGAGCAAUCUGGGCCAUCUUCAAGGGCAGCCCCAUGUAGAGCGCAUUGUAAUAGUCCAAUCUAGAGGUAACUAAGGCAUGGACCACUAUGGCCAAGUCAGACGAGGUACAGGUGCAGCAGGCGCACAAGUUUUAAUUUGCAAAGGCCCUCCCAGCCACUACCGUCACAUGCGCAUCAAGCAUCAAUGCUGAAUCCAGGAGGACCCCUAAACUGCAGACCUGUGUCUUCAGGGGGAAUGCGACCUCAUCGAGCACAGGUUGCCACCUAUACCCUGAUCUGACGUACGACAGAUCUGGAGGACCUCUGUCUUGUCAGGAUUGAGCUUCAGCUUGUUCGCCCUCAUCCAGCCCAUCACAACGGCCAGACACUGGUCCAGUAUCCAAGAGGCUUCCUUGGAUUUCGGUGGAAAGGAGUAGUAGAAUUGAGUCUCAUCUGCGUAGAGGUGGCACUGAACCCUAAACUCUGGAUGACUUCAUCCAGCGCUUUCAUGUAGAUGUUAAAAAGCAUGGGGGACAGAAUAGAACCUUGCAGGACCCCAUAGGUCAAUGGCUAAUAAUAAUAAUAAUAACAACAACAACAACAACAACAACAAUAGUUUAUUUUUCUAUCCCGCCACCAUCUCCCUGAAGGGACUUGGGGUGGCUAACAUGGGGCAAUGCUCAAAACAAAAGCAGAAUAAAACACAACAAAUAUCAAAACAAAAACAAUGAUGACAUCAAAUAAAAUAAACAAUUUAACAUUUUAAAUACAAUAAAACACAUAAAAUCAGAAAAAUGGGUAAUGAUACAACAUCAACCACUAAAGAUAAAAGGAUAAAAUGGCCAAGGGUCCAAGCAGGUGCCUUCAAGUUUCACCAACUGGGAGCUGCCCUCCAGGAAGGACCAGAACCACAGCAAAAUCAUGUCCCCGAGAACCAUCCCAAAAAGCUGACCCAGAAGAAUACCAUGGUUUACAAAUAAUGCAUACACCCUUAGCAGGAUUAAAGAUUUCAGUACAGGCAGUUCGCAAAUUACAAGCAUCCGACUUACAAAUGACUCAUAGUUACAAACGGGGAUGAGAUAACAGGACAUGAAAAGAAAUCAACCCCUAGGAAGGGAAUAUUCACUCCUGGAAGAGUUAUCAUGGGAAAAAGGUGUUCUCCACUGAAACUUUCUCACCAGUCCUUGUUUCCACAACAAGCAAAUUUUUUCAAAAUCUAAUUAUCACAGGGACAGAAAGUGAGGUGAAAUCUUCUGAGCAGAGGUACCGACAGCAAAACAAAUACCACAGGGAUGUUAACCCUUCCCUGUGCUAUCCAAAGCUACAGUGUGGGGGUGGGGGUGGGGGGUGGGUGGAGUUACACUUUAAAAUUUACUUGUUCUGAUUUGCAUACACAUUCAAGUUGAAAACAAACCUCCAGAACCUUUUCAUAACUUGGGGGCUACCUGUAAUAGAGAAAUGGGAAGGAAAACGAGACACUCCAGUGAGGGCUUUUAUCCCAGGUGAUUUUGGUCCAAACUGUAAGUAUAGUUUAGUGAGGAGAGAGAUAGACUAGACAGAAAUUAAAAUGGUGCUAAGGAAAUAACAUUGAAACCAUUCUGGAAUAGCAGGUUUGAGUCCCAAUGAAGUUAACAACAUUUGCUAAAACACAUCAGGUACAUAAAGGAGGGGUGAUUAUUGCGAUCAGAGAGAAAUAAAACAUAGGAGGUACAAUGGAUAGUAAUCUUGUUAUUGUAAUGCCCAUUCAUAAACUACUGCUGACAACAUAAAUAUACUGUCUCCAGCCCCUUCCACACAAUUGUAUAAAAUCCACAUUUAAGUGGCUUAUAUGCUAGUGUGGGCUCAGAUAAUUCAGUUCAAAGCAGAUAUUGUGGAUUAUCUGCCUUGAUAUUCUGAGUAAAACAGCCAUAUAACCCAGAAUAUCAAGACAGAAAUCUUUAUAUCCAAAGAUCUGAUCCCAGGUUUUCUGCUUUAAACUGGACUAUAUGAGUCAGUACUGUCACAUAAUCUGGGAUAAAUGAAAAACCUGGGAUCAGAUCCUGAGAUAUAGGGCCUGUUUGGAAGGGCCCUGGGACAUGGUUGAAAUGCCCUGAUUUGAAAGGCUGCAUAGUGUAUGCAGUCCUGUCUGACACAGGACUUGGAUGGAUCCAAGUACCUAUUUAUCUACUCACAUUUCUUUGUUCAAUCUGCUAGGUGGGCAAGAAGCUGGGGCUGACCUGGGCCUGACUCACUCUGACCUGGGCUUGAACUUCCAACCUUUCGAUUGUCAGGAUUUUCUUCAGCUUAGUGGUUUAUCCUGCUGUGUGGCCCCUAUAAGCCACUAAUGUAAUGUUUUGGAUCUGAGAAGUACCUGCAAAUUGCAGCAUACCUGGGCAUCACAUACAAUAUAAAAUCAGAUUUAAGCAUGAAAAAAUAGAUUGGAAUUUGAAAGUGUUACUUUCUUUAAAACUAUGCCGCCCAGAAUCUCCCUGCCACCAAGACACUGGGAUUUGUGUCUCACCCAGAAAAAACCCCCAAGUGUUUCCUUAUAUCAGUUCACUAAUAGCCAAGGGAGCCGCGGUGGUGCAAUGGGUUAAACCCUUGUGAACUGCUGACCUGAAGGUUGGGUUGCUGACCUGAAGGUUGCUGGUUUGAAUUCGCGAGACAGGAAGAGCUUCUGUCUGUCAGCUCUAGCUUAUGGGAACAUGAGAGAAGCCUCCCUGUAACACAUCCAGUCAUCCCCUGGGCAAUGUCUCUGUAGAUGGCCAAUUCUCUCAUACCAGAAGCGAUUUCAAGUUGCUUUUGACACAAUAAAAAAACUAAUAGCCAACUAGCAGACUAAUUUUUUACACAUGCUGUAUACACAAGCCAGUAUUAUGAGUGUUAUAAUAAAGGAGAGUGCAUCUAAACAUAUGACAUUAUUCCAGUACAUGUCUGAGCUCUGCAGGUCAAUUCAUAAUUCCCAAACUGCAUUGCACUGUGAGGAGCUGCCUUGAUAGAUGGUUCUAAUAGUAGGAGUAAGAGGCACUGCUGCAAUCAUGUAAAUCUUUCUGUGUGCCUAAAAGCACACUUUGAUCAAUAUAUAGUUGGCAUUGCUAUGAAAAUCCCAUCAUAAAUUCAAAGGAAAUUCAGGAGGAAGGUUUUUUUAUGAAAUUAAGAAUAGAUUUUUGAUAGGAUUGACAAAUUGUCAGUCGAAUUUCACCCAUCCCUGGGUAUUCUACAGCUUUUUGGAAAUUGAGAAGAGAAAUUGUUUGCUAGGAGUGCUAUUAUACAAAGAAUGGAGCAAAAUACCUGAAUUUAAAAUACGUUUUGCUUAGGUUAUAGUAAGAAAUUGGUUUCCUUUCCAUUCUGAGGGAGAAUUCAGCAUAACUAAAACUUUGCAAAUGCCUAUAUUUAACAGAAAUGGCUCCAGCGAAAACGACCAACUCCCCUUCUCUUAUUAAGGUAAAGAUAAAGGUUUUCUCCUGAUAUUAAGUCUAGUCGAGCCCUACUCUGGGGGUUGGUGCUUAUCUCCAUUUCUAAGCUGAAGAGUCGGCAUUGUCCAUAGACGCCUCCAAGGUCAUGUGGCCGGCAUGACUGCAUAGAGUGCCAUUACCUUCCCACUGAAGUGGUACCUAAUGAUCUCACAUUUGCAUGUUUUUGAACUACUAGGUUGGCAGAAGCUGGGGCUAACAGUGGGAGCUCACCCCGCUCCUUGGAUUUGAACUGCUGACCUUUCGAUCAACAAGUUUACCAGCUCAGCGCUUUAACCCGCUGUGCCACCGGUUGCUCUUUCUCUUAUUACAUAGGACCGUUCUUCAUGAAAUGUUUCAGUUUUGAUCUAAACUAAUUAUCUGAUUUGCUUUUAAUUGUUCAAGGGAAAUUAAUUUACUUUGAAGUUUGUUCUGUGUGUCAACUAAAAUGAAUGCAUGUAGUCAUUUCCUUCCCUUUUAGCUGAGGUAACUUGCCUCUGUAAAGAAUUUUGAAAGUCAGAGAGCUGCUUCUGAUAAGACAGUUUGUAUUUGUGAAUAUAUAUUUUUUGAUGUGCUGGAAAUAAUUUCACUAAAAACACUGGAACCCUUCUUUCAAGUGAGGAACUUGCUGGAAAUUUAGUUAAUUAUACUGAGAUGAUCAUGGGGAGAAGAAAAUGUUUAAUGUCAUUUGGAGAUGUACUUCACAGCUGCAGUGAUUCAGAAGAGAUGUUGCACCUGCUGUAUCCAUCAAGCUGCCACAAGUUUGAUGACCUAGCUGUUAAAGAAGAAGUGGGAAAAACCCUAAGCAAUGACAAUCAUUUCCUAUCAUAAAUACAAGGAAAAUGUAGAAUAUUUGGCCUAGUUUCUAAAAGCUUGGUUUCAAGAAACAUAAUUGGUAGACUGGGUUAGCUUGUGAAAGGAAGAGCUUGUGAAAUGGCUUUUAAAAAGUCAUACAUUAGAGUUAUGAUACUAAGACUCAAAAGGCUACCAUUGCGAUUAUAAUCCGAGGGCCCUUCCCCAAACCAUAUAUUCCAGAAUAUCAAGGCAGAUAAUCCACAAUAUCUGUUUUGAAUUGGGUCAUAUAAUCCAGUUCAAAGCAGAUAAUGUGGAAUUUUAUUCAGCUGUGUUGAAGGGGCCAAAAAGCUUUCCAUCAUUUCUCAAGAGUUAAAAUCCUCAAUUUUUAAAACAAUCUGAAUGCUACAAACUUAUCCCCAUAUCCUCCGAAUGAUAGUGGUAACUGAAAUGGUUGCAUGGUGGAAAGAGAUGAGUUAUUCCUCAAAAAAAUUACAAUUGUAAUAUAAUUAAGUUUUGGCCUAGUUGUUGAAAAAUAGAUUAAUUGUGAGUAACUAAACAUUUAAAGUGAGUUAUUUCCAAAGCUGAGUUACAGGGCAAACAUUGUACCGCUUUAUAUCAUUUGUUUUCAUCCUUAGGUCCUUGUUAUGUUUUGAACAGUGACACUUAGGGCCCUUCCACACAGCCAUAUAACCCAGAAUAUCAAGGCAGAAAAUCCCACAAUAGCUGCUUUGAACUGGGUUAUCUAAAUCCACACUGCCAUAUAUUCCACUUCAAAGCAGAAAAUGUGGGAUUUUAUUCAACUCUGUGGAAGAGGCCACAGUUUCUAACCAUAGACCAUUCUGGCUAGAGCUUCUGGUUGCUAACAUUUGAAACAUCUGAAAGAGUUUAGAUUGAGAAAUAGAAGAUCAUUGAUUUGCUUUUUAGUGUAUUUUUUAAAAAAACACUGGAGUCUAGCAAAAUACAGAAAACACUACACGCCAUUACUGCCUUGAAGCUGAGAGUAUUUCACAGUGCUAAUUAGGCAGAAAGGAAGAAAAAUGUAAUGGAAGAGGCGUUGUGAAGAGAUAGAAAAGGCGUUUCUAAUUUUUCUUUAAAUAAAUAGUGGUAUACACAUGAUUCAGCCAUUGUUAAAGCAAUGAAACUGUAAGAAUCAAUUUUAUACUUAAAACAGGGAAUAUGUGUCCCUUCACAUGCCAUUGGCUGGAGUGCCUAUCAUCUCUGACUACUAGCAAUGCAGGCAGCGGUGAUGGGAUCUGCAUACCAAAAGCAUCCUAAAAGUCUCCAUAAUUUGAAGGGGCAUCCUGUACUAGGAACAUCUGGUAGAUUUAAAUUUGCCAAAUUUAGGAAUUGCUAAUCUAACAAUUGACUAUCACACUAGAGCAUAAAUCCACUUUAAAUCUGGUUUCUGCCUCCUGCAGAAUUCUGGGGUUUGUAACACGUUUUAUUGAUUAGCCCAUCGGCCAUAUCAAAUCAUUUAGCACAUAGACAUACGACAUACAACCAACAGUACAACAGAAGUUAAAAUAAGCUGUUAACAAGGUCCCGAUCUAGAUCGAAUUUCUGCAUCACAUUUACAGUUUACCCCAAUCGAUUCCAGAUAUGCGGUUGUCAGCUGAGUUGCUUUAAAUAGGCAAAGGGCUGCUUUGUAUGUUAUUUUAGCAUUUUGGCUGGCCAAUAAAAAUGUAGUUUUCAUAUAAGGAUCCCAGUGUGUUUUGUGUAUAUUGUAUGGCCUGAGGUAUUGGUUUCUCUUUCUUAUACAAGUUUCAGCUGAACGGUACAUGUGUGAUAUCUUCUACCUCUGAUGCUUCACAGAUACAAAAUCGUUCAUUGUAUGGAACUUGAUUAAACCUUUCAUGUCUGACCAUUGUAUCUAGCUGAUCAAAUCUAGUUCUAGCAAAUACUCUCCUGAGGUGUUCAGGCAUUUCAAUCUUUAGGUAUUGGGCAGUUUGGAAAGUAUGUUUAAAAUGGCUUAUCCAUUUCAAUGAGCCAGCUUUACUGAGGGCAGCAAUGUCUUUCUGGGCUUCUAUAUCCAGCGUUUGUUGAGCAACCAUUUUUGGCUCCAGUUCUUCUAGGAGAUUUGGAUACAGAAUCAGGUGUCCACAAUUCCUAAUGUGUUUUGUCAAUUGAACUAUCAAAGAGAUCUGAUGUUGAUUUUCUAUCUGCUCUAACAGGCACAGUUUUGGUAGUCUGUCAUUUGCCAUAGCAUUCAAUUUUACUCAAUAGUUGUAGGCCCUAAUUUUGGAUAAGCCAUCAACUGUAUAUACUCCAAGUUCUGCUCUUACUGUGGCAGCUGGGGUCAUUUUGUCCACUCCCAGAAAACUUUGCAGGUGCUAUGAUUGUGCUUGCUCUAACAAUGGUACCUGGUUUAGACCCCAAACUUCAGCUCCAUAUAAGAGCAUGGGGGUAACCUUAGCCUUAUAUACUUUAAGGAGUGGGCCUAAAGAUUCUGGAUGGCAAUGAUUUGUUGGCUAUGAUUUGUUAAUUUAAGCAGUACAUUUGCACGUGCUCUUGCUCUGACUGAGCAUCUUUGAUAAUGUGGGAACCAAGAGCCAGUCUCAGAAAAAACAAUUCCCAGGUACGUAAAAGUGCAGACUUGCUCUAUUGGUUCACCAUCCAGAAGCCAUCUAUGUCCGUUACGUCAUUUGCCAAAUACCAUUAUUUUUACUUUGAUUUAUUAAUAAUUAGAGUGUUGUUAUGACAAUAAGAAUUAAAUAUUUUCAGCAACCUACGUAGCCCAGCUUGCGAAUAUGACAAUAAAAUCAUGUCAUCAGCAUAUAACAAGAUUAACAUCUUGCUAUAUGCUGAUGACAUGAUUUUAUUGUCAUAUUCGGUAUAUGUACCUCUGGGUCCUUCAGCUGUUCGGGGAGAUCAUUUACAUAUGGGCUAAAUAACAGUGGUGCUAAUACACCCUUGUCUUGACCCAUUUCUACACUGUUUGUCAUGGCUCCUUGCGUCCCAAAUCACACUUUCAGGUAGGUGUUUGUGUAAAGUGCUUUGAUCAGUGCCAGCACCCUGGGUUCCAUAUUGAGAUCAGUUAAUUUCUUCCAUAACUUUUCUCUAUUUACAGCAUCAAAUCCUGUGCUAAGAUCUAUUCUGGGGUUUAUAGUUGGUGAGGCCCAGGACCUGUUUGGCUGAGCUGUUUAAAGUCCCCUUCCUUAAGUGGAUUUAAAGUGUAUUGAAGCUCUAGUGUGAUGAGGUCCUUAAAAGACAUUGGGUUUUCCCGAAAUAUUCUGAGAACUGAAGUAAUUCUACCAGAUUGUGGCCUUAUUUUCUUUUCUUUUUUCAGGAAAAUAAUUUUGUAAUUGAUAGUGGAUAUUGUGGUUAAAAAUGAAAGUAUUAGAGAAAUAAAGUAAAUGGCUUAAGGCAAUGCAGUCCACCUCUUACUACUCAUUCUACUUGUGCUGGCAUUUUCUUGUCUCAUACUGCUCAGCUCCGGUCAGGAGCCUGGGAAAUGAGAAAGCAAGGGAAGAAUGCUAUGGGUUGCUUAGAGUAGUGUGUACUGCUAACCACUUAUAUCCCGAUUCAUCAUGAAUCUGUUCAGUCACUUUCCCAAGCUAUCCAAGCUUCAGCAUAUGAUCAAAGACAAAUGAACAAUGCCUGCACAGCUUUGGCAUAAGAACAUAAAAAGUGUCAUGCUGGAUCAGGUCAAAGGCUUAUCUAUUUGAGCCCCCUAUGCCCACAGUGGUCAGCCAGUUACCAUGAUAGGUAUGCCAGUAGGGCAUGAGUGCAACAAUACUUUUUCACAUUUUUGCUUCAGCAGCUGAUACUCAAAGACAUGUUGUUUCUGGAGAGAAUACACACGCAUCAUAACUAGUAACUACCCCUACAGGCAGUCCCCGAGUUACAAACAUCCAACUUACAAAUGACUCAUAGUUACAAAGGGGGAUGAGACAACAGGAAGUGAAAAAAAAUCUACCUCUCAAAAGGGAAUUUUACUCCUGAAAGAGUUAUCAUGGGGAAAAGGUAUGUGCACCGAAGUUUUAUCGUCAGUCCUUAUUUCCACAAGACAUUUAUUUUCAAAAUCUAAUUAUCACAGGGACAGAAAGUGAAGUGAAAUCUUCUCAACAGGAACACAGACAGCAAAAGGGUUGUUCAGCCUUCCCUAAGCUAUCCAAAGCUUUUAGAUCUAUAACUAUAACUAUACAUAUAAUAAAAGUGAAAAAUGUGUAUGUGUGUAUGUGACGGAGGUGUCCACUUACACAGGCAGCCUCCUGCCUCCACAUACAGCUAUAGUUCCCACUGAGCAGGAGACACCAAUGGCCUUCCUGCCACUGACAUGCAGGUUAUAGUGAGCACCCUGAACAUGCAGCCAAACCUGCCACUGUCCUUCACCAGCAUCAUUCUGUCCCCCACACAAGUGAAGGCUUUCAUACAGGGACAGUUUCAUCCUAGAUGUUCUGUUUUUCCUCCAGAAUGGACAUCCUAGGGUUCCUUAAUUUGCAUGACUCCCUCAUUGCCUCUCCCUUAACCCUUUCCUACCUUUUCCUAUUGCAUAUAGUUAACAAAGAAGUUGAUCAGCAACUAAACAAGAAGUUUCUACCAUGAUUUACAGGAGUUGUACUUGACCUACAUCCAGGGAGCAAUGUUAAUCCAACCAAUGAUGGAUCUAGACCAAACUUGCCAUUGAUGACAGGACUUCCAGUACCUUCACUGAUACUGUAACCCACCCCCACCCCCACUGACAAUGGACCAAACUUGGCACAGAGAAGCUACUGCAGGUGUUAGUGGGAAUGUACCUUGAUUUUGGGAGCUAUAGUUCACCUACAUCCAGAGAAACUGUGACCCCCAUAGACAAUAAACUGGGUUCCCAAGCUAGCAUAUAUUAUAUAUUUGGCUGGAAUUAUACUUUUAAAAUGUACCUGUUCCAACUUAUAUUGAAUGAAGUACUUCUUUUGAUCUCUCCUGAAUUUCUUUUGAUUCAGCAUCAGUUGGGCAACCCCAGUCAUAUGAAAGAUACACACUUUUUUCCAUAUCAAGGAUCAUUUUUCACAUUUGUCUGAUGUCACCCCACAUCUUUUCCCUCACUAAACAACCCUGAGAUGCUGGUCUUCGGGUUCUCAGUGGAGAACACUAGACAUCACAUCCGUUUUUGCCUUGCUAAGAACCCAUAAGGAUAUUAUUUUGGUAUGGAAAAGGAUUGUAAUCAUACCUCUAUGGAGAAGGAGGAGGAGCAGUGUCAUGAAUUAAAGGGAAAGGAUUGCGCAACAACAAUAACAAGAAAUAGCUGAAUAAAAUUUCCCAGGUCGUAGCAGAAGGAAUGCAACUAAUUUGCCUUGGUAUUUAAAAGGAACAAUUAAGGCUUUGUUGCUGUUCUGCUUUGAGUUAAAUGCACUGUUGAGUUUUUAAAUAUAAUUUUAGAAAUUGCAUUAACUUUCUGUGUUUUACAGAGAUGGUUGCUUAGAUAGUGCACAUUGUGUAGCUUUUUAAGGAGUAGAGGUGAUGUGUAUUUUGCAAAUUAGUUGUUUAAUUUUUAGGUAUAUGAAGUGCUAGUGAAUGAAGUGGAACAGGUAGAUCAAAGGAAAUCCAGUGUAUAAGUGUUUUGUUUCAUUGAAACACUGAACCAAUUGUGUGCUACAAAAUACAUCAAAGUGUCUUAUGAAGUUGAAAAAAUAGGACAUUCUGAAUUAACUUGACACCACAGUUCUUCCUACUUCCACUGUUGCUACAAAAUCAGGUAGCAAAAAGCCAUGAAAUCAGAAGCCACAGCAAUCCUGGACUUAGGGUUUCCAUUUUAACUAGUGGGUUGAAUUUUAUGUAGAUUCUAGAAAUGACAACUGAUGCCUAUUACAAUCUUCCCAGAUGCCAAGCUUAUGCCUUAUAGGAGCAGAGUCACAGAGAAAACGAUUCCUUCAAAUUGUUUUCUGAAAAACAAGCUUGCCCCUACUUUUGCCAGUAAGUGACAUCUCAUGCCUGUAACUGACACCAUGAUAUUUCCUCCUUCAGUUCCAGUUUCUAGCUCCUUGGGUAAAUAUUAUAAUUCUCCAUGAAUGUUUAACUCAGUGCAUUUCUGGACUUCUUACAUCUUCAGGAAAUAACACAAGUCAUGGGGAAAAUACAGCUGGAUGCGGUGUAUAUACAUUUUUUAAAAAUGUAAUGUAUCUGUAAAGACUGGGCACCCAUCUAGUAGCAGGGCUGUUUUGGUAAUAAUAAUAAUAAUAAUAAUAAUAAUAAUAAUAAUAAUAAUAAUAAUAAAUAUCCUACCGCCAUCUCCCAGAAGGGACUUGGGGUAGCUUACAAGGCACUCUAGGGUGCACAUAUAACAUACAACAGGUAAAAACGAUACAAAAGUAUAAAACAAGUCACGUAAAAUUAUAACAACAACCCCUUCCAACACAUAUAGCUUAAAAUCAAAAAAUACUAUCUUAAAACAACAGUAGUUAAACUAACAGCUAUCAGUUCAUAAAGUGCAAAGUGUCAACUUCAUAUAGGCCCAUUAAGCCUACUCAAGGUCAAAAGCCUGUUUAAACAUCCAUGUUUUCAGGUUUGAAUUGAAAGAUUGAAGGGUGGGGGGCUAGUUUAAUCUCUUUUGGGAGGGUAUUCCAGAGCUGAGGAGCCACCACAGAAAAGGCCCUCUCUCUCAUCCCCACCAACCUCGCUUAAGAUGGUGAUGGGCCUCCCCUGUCGAUCUCAGAGCCUACACUGGUUCAUAGAAAGAGAUGUGGUCAUGAAGAUAGGUUGGACCCGAAGUGUGUAAGGCUUUAUAGAUAACAGCCUGCACCUUGAAUUGAGCCCAAAAACUUAUUGGAAGAUGGUGGAGCUGCUGCAACAGGAGCAUGGUAUGUCUGGACUCCUUGUGAGUAGACUGCAGCCCCAGGCCCUUUCCAUCUGGGUGUGACUCAGCACUUCCUAGGAAGGACCAUCUAUAAAGCCUGAGUCCACAAGGCCCUGGCAGGGCUGAGAGGCCUGCUGUUGUGCUGCAGAAGAGGCCAGAAACAUCUCCAGCCAGUCUGCCUGUUGCUGCCUCUGGACUCCUUGCCUACUGCCCCCCUCCCUUUUUCCCAGCGCUGGCCUACUGCCCUCCUCGCUUUCCCCAGCAUUGGCUAUUGAGUGGUAGAGUGGUAUACUAUAGGAAGGUUCUCUGAGAAGGUAACAGGAAAUGAGUUGGAAGGAAACUUCAGGGAAGAAUGAACUCGCAAACCUAUGUGAUCUGCUGGGAAAAUCAUUCAAUACCGUCUUGCAACAGCUGGAAAUACUGAACUUGAAACUUGACCAUCUCUUCAAAGGAAUUUCCCUGAUUGUAAAAAAUCCUUCUCCUACGGACAUUAUAACAACUAUAUCAACCAGGCCCAUUAACAUGAAUAAGGAAUUAAGCUCUCUGGAAGGCCGUGGGGGAAUUAAGCCUAAGGAGGAGAAGGUAGUCGUCGGAUCAGGCCUUGGAGUAACUAGAAAGGGGGGUGGGGCCUUAUCUAGGGGAAUGAGCAUGGGGAGGAUGGAUAGGAAGGAUACCAACAAUGCCCUGCAGAAGCCGAAUAAUGAGCUGUCCUCUAAAUUGGUUGAACAACCUUUGGAUACUUCCUGCAAUUCUCAACAUCUUUUACGAACAAAUAAGGUUGCAGUGGAAGUUUCAGACUCAUUAUUGAAUAGAGGCAGGUGGACUUCUAAGCGAGCGGUCCAGAUAUCUCUCUCUCAAAUUUUAUCCAUAAGCCGGUCGGAAGUGAAGAUUAAGACUAUCGACUGGCUUUGUAGGGAGUACCAAUCCUGGAACCGCUCCCUGUGUCUUAUCAUCGGCUUGGAAGAUAAAAUAUUAAGGGAUAAAUUGUAUUUGUGUGGGCCUAAACUGCAACAGUGGGGCAUCACUCUUAGGAGGGUGCUAGUAGACCCACUAAUUCGCCCCUUGGACAUCGGGCCGAGUAUGGAUGUUCAAGAUUCCCCAUUGCGAAGUCAUGCUUGUUCUACCCCCCAGUCCCACAACAAGUCUCCACUCUUGUCUAGUCGGCUUACUAUUCAUGAUGAGGCCAAAUCAAUCGAUGCCUCUCUCCCAAUAAUGGAGAGAAGCUCCUUUUGUAAACAAACAAGCACUUUUGGAGGCUUUCCUUUCCAGGACAGUUGACUAGUCCCGGCAACUGGCAAUUCCGCCCAGUUUUUCCAUCAGGGGGAGGAGGGCUUGACUGGAGGUGGCUCCAUUGAGGUGAUAUGGGGGAGGAGAAAGCACAGUCACCACCAACCCAGGGAGAAGCGCAACAGAGUUUUUGCGACCCUGGAGAGGAUUAGGUGUGGUAGUCUUCAGGACAGACCCCCCAACCUUAAGGUCCUGCUUUUGAACGCCAGAUCUGUCAAUGGUAAAACAGCUGUCAUCCAGGAUUUGAUCCUGGAUGAGAGGGCAGAUCUGGCAUGCAUCACCGAGACAUGGCUGGAUGAGCUGGGAGGUGUGAAUCUUACCCAGCUGUGUCCUCCUGGUUUCGGGGUGCAUCAACAGGCCAGAGUUGGGGGGCGGGGAGGAGGAGUUGCGGUGAUCUUUCGGCAGUCCAUCGCCCUGAUCAGAUGCGCCGUUCCACAAUCCCCGAGGUUCGAGUGUGUCUUCCUGAAGGUGGGAGCCCGAGACAGCUUGGGGAUUCUGUUGGUGUACCGUCCACCCCGCGACCCAGCAGUCUCUCUGUCCGAGCUAGCAGAAGUGGUCUCCAAUGCGGCCCUUGUCUCCCAACAACUGAUAGUUUUGGGAGACUUUAACAUUCAUGCCGAGUCCACAUUGACAGGUGCAGCUCAGGAUUUCAUGGUUGCCAUGACAACCAUGGGGCUGUCUCAAGUUAUAUCAGGGCCCACACAUCAGGCAGGACACACCUUGGACCUUGUUUUUGUUGUGGACGGUGGGACAGUCAGAGUGGAAGAGCAAAACAUUCUUCCAUUGUCAUGGUCUGACCAUCAUCUGAUCUGUUUAAGUAUCGCCGUGCCUUCUAACCUCCGCAGGGGUGGUGGACCCAUUAAGAUGGUCCGCCCCAGGAGACUGAUGGAUCCGGAUGGACUUCUGAGGUCUCUUGGGGAUCUUCCUGUCCUGGAGACUGGCGAUCCUGUCGAUGUCCUGGUUGAUCGCUAUAAUAGUGAGCUAUCAAGGGCAUUGGACACGAUCGCUCCCGAACGUCCCCUCUCACUGCGUAGAGUCGCGUCGACUCCUUGGUUGACCGAGGAGUUGGCUGUGAUGAAGCGUAGGAGGAGGGGACUAGAGUGCAUCUGGAGGAAAUCUCGGGACGUGUCCGACCAAGCACGGGCUAAAGCCGCUAUUAAGGCGUACUCCGUGGCUCUGCGAGCAGCCAGGAAAGUUUUCACGACUGCCCGCAUAGCGUCUGCAGCCAACAGGCCAUCGGAGUUGUUCCGAGUUGUGGGGGAGCUCCUGCGGCCUCCUGAGGUCCAGGGGCUUCCCGAUGACUUGGCAACUGGGUGCAGCGAUUUCGCGCACCACUUUGCAGGCAAAGUUGCUCAGAUACGCCUUGAGCUAGACUCCAGCUCAAUUGUGGUCUCAGCGGAGGUAACCGAGGUACCUGUCUGUUCGAUCUUAUGGGAUUCUUUCCGGCUUGUUCUUCCUGAUGACGUGGAGGGGAUUCUUGGGUCUGUGAGGGCGACCACCUGCGCUCUGGAUCCUUGUCCCUCUUGGCUGGUCAAGCUGGCCAAAGAUGGGUUGUUGGAUUGGUUUGUGACCAUAAUAAAUGCUUCUUUGGUUCAGGGGUCGGUGCCAUCCUACUUUAAGCAGGCGGUAGUAAAACCACUACUAAAAAAGCCUUCGCUUGACCCAUCUAUUUGUAACAACUACAGACCAAUCUCCAACCUCCCGUUUUUGGGCAAGGUUCUGGAGCGGGUGGUUGCCACGCAGCUCCAGGAAUUUCUCGAUGACACUGAUUUUCUGGACCGCUCGCAGUCUGGCUUCAGGCCUGGGUACAGUACCGAGACGGCUCUGGUCGCCUUGGUGGAUGACCUCCGCAGGGAGCUGGACAGGGGGAGUGUGACCCUGCUGGUUCUCUUGGACAUCUCAGCGGCUUUCGAUACCAUCGACCAUGGUAUCCUUCUGGGGAGGCUCGCCGGGAUGGGGCUCGGUGGCACGGUUCUGCAGUGGCUCCGGUCCUUCCUGGAGGGUCGUUCCCAGAUGGUGAAGCUGGGGGACACCUGCUCGGACCCCUGGCCAUUGACCUGUGGGGUCCCGCAAGGGUCUAUUUUAUCCCCCAUGCUAUUUAACAUCUACAUGAAACCGUUGGGAGAGGUCAUCCGGAGUUUUGGAGGGUGUUGCCAUCUCUACGCAGAUGACACGCAAAUCCACUACUCAUUUCCAUCUAACUCCAAGGAAGCCCCUCGGAUUCUGAACCAGUGCCUGGCCGCUGUGGCGGACUGGAUGAGGAGGAACAAGCUGAGGAUCAAUCCUGACAAGACAGAGGCCCUCCUGGUCAGUCGCCCAUCUGAUCGGGGUAUUGGGUGGCAACCUGUGCUGGACGGGGUUGCACUCCCCCUGAAAUCACAGGUCCGCAGUUUGGGGGUCCUCCUGGAUUCAGCGUUGACGCUUGAGGCUCAGGUGUCGGCGGUGGCCGGGAGGGCUUUCGCACAACUCAAACUUGUGCGCCAACUGCGACCAUACCUCGUGAAGUCUGACUUGACCACGGUGGUGCAUGCCUUAGUUACCUCUAGACUGGACUACUGUAAUGCGCUCUACGUGGGGCUUCCCGUGAAGACGGCCCGGAAACUACAAUUGGUCCAGCGCUCGGCUGCCAGAUUAAUAACAGGGGCGAGCUACAGGGAACGAUCUACUCCCCUGUUUAAAGAGCUCCACUGGCUGCCGUUCACUUUCCGGUCCCAAUUCAAGGUGCAGACCAUCAUCUAUAAAGCCCUAAACGGUUUGGGACCCACCUACCUUAGGGACCGUAUCUCCUACCAUAAACCUGCUCGUUCCCUUCGUUCAUCCGGGGAGGCCUUCCUUUCGCCACUGCCUCUGUCCCAGGCCCGUCUUGUGGGAACGAGGGAGAGGGCUUUUUCUGCUGUGGCCCCCCGACUGUGGAAUUCAUUGCCCACUGAGAUUAGGCAAGCCCCCACCUUGUUAGCCUUUAAGAAAGAUCUAAAAACAUGGCUUUUCCGAUGUGCCUUUGGGGAGUAAAUGUAAUAUAUUGCUCUGGCCAUUCCCCUUGGUUUUUAUCCUUUAGACUGCUCCACCAUUUUAUUUCCCUGUUUCCCCCUAUUCCUAUGUCUCUCUCUCCCGAGUUUUUAAUUAAGUGUUCAUGUGGCCCGCCCUGUUUUUUACUGUUUUCUCUGAUUUGUGCUGUAAUGUAUAUGAUUAUUUUUGCACUGUUAUAUUGUGUUAUGAUAUGUUGUUUUAUUUUGUUAUAUUGUAUGGUGUCUGGGCAUGGCCCCAUGUAAGCCGCCCCGAGUCCCCGUUGGGGAGAUGGUGGCGGGGUAUAAAUAAAGUUUUAUUAUUAUUAUUAUAUUAGCUAGCUCCAGUUAGUAAUCUGGCAGUUGACCUUUGCACUAGCUGCAGUUUCCAAAUCUUCUUCAAAGGCAGCCCCACAUAGAGUGCAUUACAGUGGUCCAAUCUGGAUAUAACUAAGUCAUGGACCACCAUAGACAAGUCAGGCUUUUUGAGGUACGGUUGUAGCUGGUGCACAAGUUUUAAAUGUGUGAAGUCCCUCCCGGACACCGCUAACAUCCGAGCCUCAAGCAUCCAUGGUGAGUCCAAGAGAACCUCCAGUCUCCUGACCUGUGUCCUCAGAGAGAGUGUAACUCCAUCAAGCACAGGUUGCCACUCUAUACCCCAAUUGACCUUGCAACUGACCAGAAGGACCUCUGUCUUGUCUGGAUUAAGUCUCAGCUUGUCAUCUAGUCCAUCACAGCUGCCAGGAACUGGUUUAGGAUCCAGGGAGCUUCCCUGGAACUUGAUGGAAAGAAGUAGUAGAGUUGGUGUCAUCUGCAUAGAGAUGACACCCAACUCCAAAACCCUGGAUGACCUCACCCAGCAGUUUCAUUUAGAUGAUGAAAAACAUGGGAGAAAGAAUGGAACCUUGCAGGACACCACAGUGAUCCGAGCAGAUGUCCCCCAGCAUCACCAUCUGGGUACAAUCUUCCAGGAAGGAGCGAAGCCACUGCAAAGCAGAAGGAUAUCAUGGUCAAUGGUAUUGAAAGCUGCUGAGAUGUCCAAGAGAACCAAUAGGGUCACACUCCCCCUGUUUAGUUCUCUGUAGAGGUUAUCCACCAGGGCGACCAAAGCUGUCUCCAAUCUGUGACCAGGCCUAAAACCAGACUGUGAAGGAUCAAGAUAAUCUGUGUCUCCCAAGAAUCCCUGGAGUUGGGAAGCAAUCACCCACUUCAGAACCUUGCCCAGAAAAGGGAAGUUUGAAAUAGGCUGGUAGUUAUUUAGUAUAGUUGGAUCCAGGGAUGAUUUCUUUAGAAUAGGUUUUACAAUUAGAUGGUAAAUGUCCCUGGUCCAGCAAGGCAUUAAUGAUCUUUGAGAGCUACUCAGUCAACCCCCCCCCCCACCCCCACUGUCAAGUUUGAUAAGCCAGGAAGGGCAAGGAUCUAGAGCACAAGUAGUUGUGCUCACAGCUUCAAGAAUCUUGUCCGCGUCAUCAGGCUGAACAGGAUGGAACAGACAGAUGCCUCAGAUACAUUUGUAGGAGCUACUAUCAAGCUGACGUUCAGGUUGGAAUGAACUUGAGCAACUUUUAUUUGCAAAAUGAUGGGUAAACUCACCACAUCGAGUCACCGCGCGAUCAGGAGACUCCCUGGGAACCAGUGUAGAGAAGUUCCCUGACCAUUCAGAACAACUCUGCUGAUCUGUUUGUCGCAGAUGCAAUGUUGGCAGUCAAGAAUGUUGCACUUGUUAAAUGUACCAAAAAGCCAGCAGUGAGGAAAGGAGACAGAGAAAAGAGAUUGGAGGUACACGUUCCAUUUGGAGCAAGGCUGGGUUAGUUAUCCCAUCAGUGUGACUUCUGCAUCUACUUGUAAAAAAAGGGCCCUUCCACACAGCUAUAUAACCCGGAAUAGCAAGGCAGAUAAUCCACAAUAUAUGUUUUGAACUGGGUUAUCUGAGUCCACACUGCCAUAUAAUCCAAUUCAAUGUGAAUUUUACGUAUCUGUAUGGAAGGGGCCUAAGCAUACCUUUCAACUGUCCUGAUUUUGCAAGGAGAGUCCUAAUAAACUCUCUGCUGUCUCACUUUUCUACUGCUUUUAAAAUAUCCCAGUUUCUCUCUCCUCUCACUUUCUUCCUUUGUACUAAGCUUUUCUCCAUUAAUACAAACUGGCGCAAAAGUAGUUCCAGGAAGGAAGAGGAGAGGAAAAAUAUAAUGUCAUACCCUCCAGCAUUUCACAGAUGGAAACUGGGGCUCAUGUGAUCAAGAAACAACAGAGCACGGCCAAGAGAGCAGGACCAUACAAACUAGGAAAUACUGCAAUAGUUUGUUUUUACCUGAACCUGAUGGAAAGGAAAAGAUUGCAUCCCUUUCAACUGUUCUGAAUUGGCUGCUUUGGAGUGCUCCUAUGCACUAUUUUAUACUCAAAACAGAGAGUGGAGAAAUUUUUUGGUUGGACUACACUUGCAUGUGUUCUUAACAAAACAUUACUAGGGUUAAAGUUCUGUUCAGUGCAGACCCUGAAAAUAUUUCAGACAGAUGCUUUUCUCUUUUCUUAGACUUGGUGUUUGUUAUAUUGGCAACUUUUCACUACUAAAAAAAGAGUGAACUUUUCCUUUACUGAGUUACAGUUGUACCUCAGUUACUGCAAAAGUAAUUAAUUACAAACAACUAUUUAUUUACAACAGAUUACUUCCAAGCUCUGAAGUGGACAAUUUCAUAAAGAGAAGGAUAGUUCUAUAGAUAACCAAAGCCAUACAGGGCUUUAAAGGCUAAAAUCAGGCAUUUGAAAUUAGCCUAAAAAUCAUUGAAAACCGGUCCAUAUCUUGCAGCAUUAGUGAUAUUUUGUUUCUGUUAUCAGUUAGUGGAUCAUACUGGUACAACUAUAACUUCUGGAAAUAUUUCAAAGGUAGCCAAUACAUGGAUCAUGUUGCCUUAGCCUUCAGAAAACUUAAAACAUGCACUAUUUAUGCUCUUGUCAGUCUUUGAGGGGUAUAUUUUAUUAGCCUAUUGCAGGGGAAAUGACAACUUGGCAUAAUCUUUCAUGCACUCCAGACCACUUCAUCAAAUACAUGGAAUGUAGCUUCAUUUGGCAAAUAUUUCUGCACAUGGUAGAAUAUGGAGUGUGGGGGAGAGUUUGUGCCAAAUAAAACUUGAUAGUCUUUGUGAAGUCAGAAAAUUGAAUUGUUUUGUCUGUCAUGGAAUAUAGAAACAAUUGGAGUGGCUGAUAUUAUUGCUCCUGAUAUUCCUUUCCAUCAAAUAGAACCUGUGCACAUUUUUGGUUUUUCAUAGAAACAGAACUGAUUGUGAGCAGCAGUGAAAGAAAGCAUAUAAUUGAUCUAAUCAAACAUCAAGGCUGACUGCUUGGCAAUAACAGCAACAAGCACCGAUUACUUCUCUAUCACCAUUUAUGUCAUCCAUUUGAUAUGUUUCAAAGGAUGAGUGGUAUUGACUUUCUUUAUGAUCCACCUUUAAUUUACAUACUCUGCUUUUACCCAUUAGGAAUCUAUAUGCAAAUGGAACACAUAAGGUAGCGUCCUCCUAGGUGCAGCUGGAGUGGGUACAAAUUGUCAUAUGUAAAUAAGGAACCAUCAGAUUGAAUUGUACUGGCACGUUACGAAAAUGAUGAACGUUUUGUAAUGAAUAUUUAUAAAAAGUGCCAUAUACAUGAGAAGUUAUUCUGCUAAUACUUUCAACGUCUUAAUCCACAAAGGCUGCUGGCCACUUAAAUAUUUAAUCAUAUAAGGACAUAUACAUGCUGCCCUAGGUCUUGUGCGUCAUAAUCUUCUGCUAUGUAAAAAUCAAAUGUCAUUUCAACCAUAUAAUUUGUUUAUUGAAACUGGGAUGUCACAUUUAGCUGAAGCCUUUAAAAUUCAUGCUCAUUAGCUUCAUUUGGGUACUCACAUUUACAGUGCAUGUGAAACCCAAGUUUAGUACCUAAGCUGACAUUACUGGAGAUCAAAAAGAAGGACAUUUUUGCUCUGUUUAUUGAGCUCACUGCACAUUAUGGCAGACAACUUUGGUAACAUAUAUGUUUAGUUAGUUAAUGAAGAAAUUUUCUAGUGUUCCCCACUCCAACCACCUAGAAUUCAAAACAUGCUAAUCAUUUACAGGGAAAGAUGCAAAUUAUAGAAAUCAGAGGAGCAAACUGCAUGGAGGUUAGGGGGAUAAAUAAUGUCAAAGUUUCGUGCGUCUUCAUAUUAUGCUAACAGGUUUAUGCGAUGGCAUUGUUUAACAGUUUUUAGUUGCAUUCGAAAAUAACUGAACACAUCAGGGUAUUCAGAUCGUGAUCAGAAAAUAUACACUUUAUUUGUAUUCCGCUUUAUUUCCCCGAAGGAACACAGAGCAAAUUAUAGUAUACACAUAUGAGGCAAACAUUCAAUGUCUAAUUAUACAGUGAACAACAACAACACACAGACAAAGGGAAAGGCUUUUCAUCUCCGUUGUCUGGAGGUGAUGAUUAACUUCAGCCAUGGAGAGGUGUUCUUGUUCCAUUUUUCCAUACUGAGGAGCCUGUUCUCUGAAGACAUCUCUGAUCGUGUUGCCUGCAUGUCUGCAUGGAGUACCCUUUUACCUUCCCACCAAGGCAAUACCUACUGCUCUGCUCUCAAUGCAUGCUUUCGAACUGCUAGCUUGGCAGAAGCUAGAGCUAUCAAUCAACUCACAACUCACAGCUUCAAACUGCCAACCCUCCAGUCAGCAGAUAUCAUGCAGCUAGCAGUUUAACCCAGUGUGCUACCACAACCCCAAUCAAAGGCCAUACCAAUGAUUUAGUUCAGAGGUAAUCAAACUUUUUCAGCCACAGAGCCAUUUUUGAAACAAAAGUUUCUUGUGGAGCUCCAAGAAAUGUUUGUUUCUAUAUAUGAAAAAGUAUAUAACUUCAAGAAGGGUGAUACUAUAUAGAUAUAUACAUUUAUAUAAGAAGAUUUCUUAUGAGUAGCUCCUAUGUGAAUGUUAGAUAAUUAAAAUAAAUAUUUACAUGUAUACUACUAAUCUACUGACAAAAGAAAUUAACUUAAAGAUAUGUAGAUAAUUAACUGCCAUCAAGGGUAGAAAUUAAUUAAUUGAUGAAAUAAGAAGGAAUAUUAUGCAGAGUUGGAAGAGUAGAGAAAAAAAGAAGGGACAAUAUAAGAAGAUUAAAAAAAUCAACAUGGAUCCUGAAGGAUAAUCUGUUACUCUUGUUAGAGAAGAUGUCAUAGUUGGAACUUUUUUAUUUUACUUCACUUCCUCCCUAUACUAAAGAAUAUGCAUAAAUAUACUCCCUCCCUCUAUGUCUUUGACCAUAUAAUAGAUUCAUGUGUAGAACUAUUUAACUAACACAGCUCCGAAACUUAAACACUAUAUUCCGUGAUGUUUCCAUCUUUUUCCCUUUUUAAUAGCUUAUUUGAGUUUUUUCCUCUUUUUUUGAAAUCAUUUUUAUGGAAGAUUUGUAAGCAAAUUUUGUUCCACUUACAUCUGGUAUCUAAUUUUUUUUCCAAUACAUUAAAAGAAGGUGAACAAUGUGUCUUGAGGAGAUUGUGGAAAAAAGGUAAAGGGUUAACGAAAUAAAACAAAAAGUGAAAAGAAAAGAUAAAAGUAUAAGAAAAAAAGAAAAUAAUAAUGACCACAAAAAUAUAGACAUAGACCCAUCCAUAUAGUAAGUGAAAAGUUGCUAUAUUUAUCUGUUACUUCCAGAUCCCCUGAGUGUCUCCUUUUAUUUGUCUUUUAACAUCUCUCUCUUUUUUGUAUAGUUUCCUAUAUCUUUAUUUAGCUUCGCCUUGGGGCUCUCUUUAGGUUUUACAUGUAUAGUAAUUUUUUCUUUGUGUAGGUAGUCUAUCAAUAUUUUCUAAUCCGUUCUAUUGGUUGGUGUUCUGUUUUGCAACAGUUUUUGCGUUAGCAUAUUCAUUAAGUCUAGUGAUCCAUUUUUUGGUGGUGGGUAUCUUUAGUUUUCCAUAACUGGGCUAGAGUUAUUCUUGCUGCUGUGGUGAGAUGAAAUAAAAACCUGUCUGCAUGUUGAUCUAACUGUAUGUCGUAGAUCCCUAGCAAAAAAGCAUUCUUGUUUAAAUUCUAGCUGUCUUUGUAGUAUUUUCUCUUUAUUUAUUUACCUCAUACCAGAAUUUCUUCACUUUUUUGCAUUCCCACCACAUGUGCAUGAAUGUGCCGACACUUCUUCCCCAUUUCCAACAUUUUCCAUCUGAUUUGCCUUAGCAAUUUGUUUGGAGUCAGGUACCACUUAUAAAAGAUUUUGUACCAAUUCUCUCUGAUCUCUGCUGCAUAUGCAUAUUUGAGCUUUCUAGUCCAUAUUUCCUUCCACUGUCUCAUACAAAUUGUAAGGCCUAUUUCCCUGGCCCAUUUUAUCAUAGCUUCUUUUACUUGUUCUUCCUCUGUUGACCAAGUAAGUAGUUGUUUGUAUAUUAUUUUUAUUAAUUUGUUGUCUAUUUUCAAAAUUUUAUCCCAAAAUGUCUUUUCUAUUUGAAAUCCUUUCUGGUCUUCCUUAUAUUCUUCAUUUAUUUGGCAAUAUCAUAGCCAAUUUAUAGUGGGGUGUAAUUCUCUGAUCUGUUCUUGUGAUUUUAGUUUUACCUCUUGGUCUCUAAUUAUUAAUAAAUGUUUAUAGGUUAUACACCUAUCACUGGGGAGUUCUCUUCUAUGCUUUGCCUCUCCAGGUGAAAACCACAUGGCGGUUUUAGUGUAUAACCUGUCUUUAUAUUUGUCCCAUAUUUUGAUUAAAGAGGCCCUUAUCACAUGAUUUCUGAUUUUUUUUUCUAUUGUUGAUUUUCCUUUCCACAAGUAGUUGUGCCAUCCUCGUCUUAGAUCUUCCCCUUCCAGGGUCAUUUUUUUUUCUUGUCCCGUGAGAUCCAGUCCUUAAUCCAUGUUAGAGCAGCAGCCUCAUAAUAUAAUUGUAGGUCUGGUAGACUCAGACCCCCUAGUCUUUUAUCAUCUUUUAGGUUUAGGUGUUUUAUUCUUGCUUUUUUAUUGCUCCAUAUAAAUUUUUAAUAGCUUUCUCCCACUUGUUAAAUGUAACUUUGGAUCUUAUUAUUGGUAUUGUCUGAAAUAAGUAACGUACGUCUGCUAGAAUUUUCAUUUUUACUAUGGCUAUUCUGCCUAAGAGGGAGAGGUUUAGAUUUCCCCGCCGCUUCAUUUUUUCCUUAAUUUCUCUCCAUUUCUCAUCAUAAUUAUUUUUAAUAGCUGUGUGUUGCUUGUUGUUAUCUCUAUUCCCAGGUGUUUUACUUUUCUUACAAUCUCAAUGCCUGUCUUCUUCAUUAGUUCUUCUUUCUUUUCUUUUGGUAUGUUUUCUGUUAACAUUUUAGUUUUUUCCUUGUUAAUUUUAAAUCCCCCCACCUCUCCAAAAGUCUCUAGUUCAUUCCACCAUUGAUUCCAUUGGUUUAUCAGAUUUUCAAUUAUACAUACCAUGUCAUCUGCAAACAUACAUACUUUAUAAUUAUCUUUUUUUAUCCUUAGUCCCUUUAGGUCUUCAUUUUUUCCUUAUUCUUGCUAGCAUGAUUUCCAUAGUCAUUAUAAAGAUCAGCGGUGAUAGGGGGCAACCCUGCCUUGUUCCUUUGUGUAAACUGAUUUCUUUAGUCAUUUGACCAUUAAUUAUUGAUUGUAUUUAUAAAGUAAUAUCCAGUAUCCAGCUCUUUGAAUAAUUCUAUUAUAAAGUUCCAAUUAACUUUUUUGAAGGCUUUCUCCGCAUUGAGGAAGAGCAAGCCAACUUCUUUUUGCGUGUUUCUAUCAUAAUGUUUGAUUGUAUUUAUGAUGGUCUUCUUUUUCCUCUUUUUUGAAAACUAAAUGAAAACUUAUUUACACAAAAAGAAAGAAAAAAUGAACAAAGUUCAUUUCUUCACACUGAACAUAUCUCAUUUGUAGUGCAAAAAAGAAAAUAAAAACAAUACAAUAUUUAAAAUGAAGAAGAAUUUUAACCAACAUAAACAUAACACUAUUUCUGUGGAAGACCUCAGGGGCCAUCCAGUCCAUUCUCCUUCUGCCAUUCAGAAAAUGCACAGUCAAAGCACCCCAACAGAUGGCCACCCAACAUAAUAAUAAUAAUAAUAAUAAUAAUAAUAAUAAUAAUAAUAAUAAUAAUAAUAAUAAUAAUAAAGAACAAGGUUUGGAUCAUUGAUGUUGCCAUCCCAGGUGACAGUUGCAUUGAUGAAAAACAACAGGAAAAACUCAACCGCUAUCAGGACCUCAAGAUUGAACUUCAAAGAAUCUGGCAGAAACCAGUGCAGGUGGUCCCGGUGGUGAUGGGCACACUGGGUGCCGUGCCAAAAGAUCUCAGCCGGCAUUUGGAAACAAUAGACUUUGACAAA
Molecule: messenger RNA, 26174 nt
Organism: Anolis carolinensis (green anole)
Lineage: Eukaryota; Metazoa; Chordata; Lepidosauria; Squamata; Anolidae
Gene: gabrg1
Product: gamma-aminobutyric acid type A receptor subunit gamma1
Exons: 2
Coding region: 15567-17924 (785 amino acids)
Biological process (GO): signal transduction; gamma-aminobutyric acid signaling pathway; regulation of postsynaptic membrane potential
Cellular component (GO): plasma membrane; synapse; dendrite membrane
Molecular function (GO): GABA-gated chloride ion channel activity; benzodiazepine receptor activity; inhibitory extracellular ligand-gated monoatomic ion channel activity
Source: RefSeq, a predicted model, not a curated record